AUGGCAUUCCUCAGACUUUAAAAGAGAUUAGCCGCCUCAGUCCUUAAGUGCGGUAAAAAGAGAGUUUGGAUCGACCCCAACGAAACUAGCGAAGUUGCACUUGCUAACUCAAGAAAAAACAUCAGAAAGCUCUUCAAGGAUGGUCUCAUCAUGAGAAGACAAGUCCACAUGCACUCUUCCUCAAGAGUUAAGAAGUAUCACGAAGCCAAGAGAAAGGGUAGACAUUGCGGUCACGGUAAGAGAAAGGGUACCAAGGACGCCAGAAUGCCACAAAAAGUUCUAUGGAUGAGAAGACAAAGAGUUCUCAGAAGACUCCUUAGAAAAUAUAGAGACGCCAAGAAGAUCUCCAAGGAUAUCUACCAUCACUUCUAUCUUGGAUCCAAGGGUAACCUCUUCAAGAACAAGAGUGUCCUCAUCGAGUCAAUCCACAAGAUGAAGCAAGAGAAAAUCAGAGAAAAGCAACUCGCUGAACAAAGAGAAGCCAGAAGACUUAAGAACGUCGUUAGAAAGGAAAAGAGAGUCGCCAAGAAGCUCGAGCAACUCGGCGGUGGCAAGAAAGCUGAAGAGAAACCAGUUCAAGCUGCUCCAAAGCAAGAAGCCCCCAAGCAAGAAGUUCCAAAGAAGCAAGCUGCUCAAAAGAAAGCUGAAUAAAAAACUGAAUAAAAGGCUGCCGCUCCCAAAGAGCAAAAGAAACAAAAGGCAGAGAGCAAGCCCGCCGCUAAGGACACCAAGAAGGCUGCCAAGAAAUGA
This is a messenger RNA of Stylonychia lemnae, 750 nucleotides long. The record is from the annotation of a GenBank genome assembly. Lineage: Eukaryota; Ciliophora; Spirotrichea; Sporadotrichida; Oxytrichidae.